GUGGCAACCUCCUUUUUUUCAAUCAGCUGUAAUUGUUAUUCUAUGAAAUUUGACUUAUGUAUGUAUUUUAUUUUAGACUAUUUUAGACGAAAUUGAAGAGAUUGCAGAAUGUUUGGUCUCAAGGAGGCGCUCUGGUCUUAUGGCAGUCGGACAAGACCAUUUCGCAUCUGCCGGCGCAACAUAGCGGGUGAGGCUCCCCAGACGGAAGGGACUUUUAAAUGGCGAAAGCCCAUCGGACAGCACACAGGCAUUAGCAUUUACAACCAUGGAAUGCGGCAGAAGGUGCCCCUAAUCCUGCGCAACCCCCAAAUGGUCACCUGGUACACCUGCGGACCUACUGUCUAUGACUCUGCGCAUCUGGGCCAUGCCAGCACCUACGUAAAGGUGGACAUCCUACAGCGCAUUCUUAGGGAUUACUUCAAAAUUAACCUUGUGACCGCCAUGAACAUCACGGACGUGGACGACAAGAUUAUCAAGAGGGCCCAGCUCGCCGGCCUCGAUUGGCAGAAGAUGGCACGAGCCUACGAGGCCGAGUUCCGGCAGGACAUGCUGCGCCUCAAUGUUCAGCCGCCGGAUGUGCGCAGCCAUGUGACCACCACCAUGCCAGUUAUUAUACAGUUCAUCCAACAGCUAAUAGUUGAGAAGCAGGCCUACGUUACGCCGGAUAAGUCUGUCUACUUUGAUGUGUCCCAAAGCCAGAACUAUGGAAAGCUACAGAAGCUGGAUCCAAGCGAGGAAAAGUCGGACCCCGUUAAAAGAAGCAGUGCAGACUUUGCGCUGUGGAAGUCGCGGAAGAGCGGCAGCGAGCCGACCUGGUUGGCUCCUUGGGGUGGCGAGGGUCGGCCUGGCUGGCACAUCGAAUGCAGCGCCAUUGCUGGUCUCUUCUUUGGCCGUCAGUUGGAUUUCCAUGCCGGUGGCCUGGAUCUGCGCUUCCCCCACCACGAAAACGAGGAGGCUCAAUGCUGUGCCCGCUACAAAACAGACCAGUGGGUAAACUACUGGCUGCACACCGGACAGUUGCAUAUGGUGGGGGACCCGCAGAAGAUGUCCAAGUCCUUGGGCAACACCAUAACCGUCUCGGAACUCCUCAAGAAGUACACCGCUGACGAGUUUCGAAUGGCUUGCCUGCUGUCGAACUACCGCAACGCCAUGCCCUACAGUGAUCAGUUGAUGCAGACCGCUCGGCAGACCCUGCAGAGAUUUAAAAACUUCCAGGCGGAUUUGAGUGCCUAUACACAGUUCCUCAAGCCCGUCCACUUAAUGGACGAGGGUGCGCUGAAGGCCCAACUGGUCCAUACGGUAACCGAGUUCGAUAGAUGUCUUCGAGAUGACUUCGAUACGCCUCGAGCUAUCAGUGUGCUGAUGGAUCAGAUGAGCAGCAUUAGUCGUUGCAUCAACGAGCAGCAAGUGGACGCCCAUGAGGAGCCUGCUUACUGCAUGGAUCUGCUUUUGGCAGCCGGUAACUUUAUUAACCGAGCCGUUGUCUCGUUUGGUCUGUCGGAGUUGGUAGAAAGAGAAUCAUUGCAGGAGAAGGUCUCCUCUUCCGAUCACGGCAUCGACCCCUCCCUUCUGGUGGAUGAUGUGUUAAGCGUUCGAGGGAGGAUGCGGGAGAAUGCCACAUCCGGAGAUGUGAAAAACUUGCAACUAUUGGCCGCCUGUGAUGAGCUGAGGACUUUGCUCCAACAGCACGGCAUACAAGUCCGCGACCACAAGAAGGGAAGCUCCUGGGUGUUUGCCGUGUCCUGUGAAAAACCUGAUGAUAAGAGCAAAAGCUCUGCAGAAUAAAUGUAAUUUUUUUAUUC
Messenger RNA from Drosophila suzukii, 1802 nucleotides. It is a transcript of the gene CysRS-m, whose product is annotated as cysteine--tRNA ligase-like protein, mitochondrial. Gene Ontology annotation, cellular component: cytoplasm. NCBI's taxonomy places the organism in Eukaryota, Metazoa, Arthropoda, Insecta, Diptera, Drosophilidae. The record is from RefSeq and is a predicted model, not a curated record. Gene Ontology annotation, biological process: cysteinyl-tRNA aminoacylation. Gene Ontology annotation, molecular function: cysteine-tRNA ligase activity; ATP binding.